AUGUCACUAGCUAGAACGACUUUAGCUCCUUUGACGAAACGAGCGAUCUUCUCAAUUCUGAGUCGUUCAUUUAGCGGGGCUCAAGAAGCUGACAUAGUCGUCAUUGGUGCAGGUCCAGGUGGCUAUGUGGCUGCAAUUAAAGCUGCUCAGCUUGGAAUGAAGACCAUUUGUGUGGAAAAAGAUCCCACUCUCGGAGGAACCUGCCUCAAUGUUGGGUGCAUUCCGUCAAAGUCACUUCUUAACAAUUCUCAUUACUAUCAUAUGGCUCAACAUGACUUCGCCAAUCGAGGAAUAAAUGUCUCUCCUCAACUGAAUCUCACCAAGAUGAUGGAAGCAAAAUCAAGCAGUGUCAAAGCUCUCACUGGAGGUAUUGUCGCACUUUUCAAAGCUAACAAAGUUGGACAUAUUGAAGGAGUUGGAACAAUCACAGGACCAAAUCAGGUUCAAGUGAAAAAGAAUGAUGGCUCAGUAGAAACUGUGAACACUCGUAAUAUUCUUAUCGCUACUGGAUCAGAAGUGACACCAUUCCCCGGAAUACCGAUCGAUGAAGAAAAGGUAAAUUUUUGA
Messenger RNA from Cooperia oncophora, 567 nucleotides. Lineage: Eukaryota; Metazoa; Nematoda; Chromadorea; Rhabditida; Trichostrongylidae. The record is from the annotation of a GenBank genome assembly.